UAUCAUACAAAUAACUUAGUCAGGCUACGCUAGGAAUAUUGUACGAAAACGGCGAAGUAAAUUGCAAACAAUUUUGGUGCCUUCUUUUGUGGCCAUGUCUGCGCUUUUCCGUCUCACCAGUCGCGCUGUAGCGCUCCAGCGUUCCCUGGCCAUUAAACAAGCAUACAGCUCAUUGCACGCCUGUCGCACCAUCAAGACGUCGCCAAAGAAGGACGAGACAAUCGCAGCACCAGCCAGUGUUACGACCGAGGAUUUCGCAAAUCCCAAUCCCAAGAACUGGGUGAGCUAUGGCUUCGACUACAAGACAGAGGCCGACGAUCGCAAAGCUACCAAAUCCACAUUCUUUUUCGCCGUCACGCUGUGCCUAGUAUGGGGCACCUUCUAUUGGGCAUAUUUGCCCGACACGCAAAUCCGCAAUUGGGCUCAGCGCGAAGGUUUCCUGGAGUUGCGUCGACGUGAGCAGGCGGGAGUGGAUCUAGUUAGUCCCAAUUAUGUGGACCCAUCCAGCAUUGUGCUGCCCUCGGAUGAGGAUCUCGCCAAUACGGAAAUUAUCAUUUAAACAAUUUUAGUUUAGUUUGUUAUGUAAUUGAGAGCUGCAAGCUAUGGGCCCACUGCGAACGAGUUGCCUGGCGUUCUGCCUAAUAAAAUUGCAUAUAUCGAUGUGAA
Messenger RNA from Drosophila willistoni, 666 nucleotides. It is a transcript of the gene NP15.6, whose product is annotated as NADH dehydrogenase [ubiquinone] 1 beta subcomplex subunit 11, mitochondrial. The record is from RefSeq and is a predicted model, not a curated record. The transcript has a single exon. The coding region runs from base 95 to 559 and encodes 154 amino acids. Lineage: Eukaryota; Metazoa; Arthropoda; Insecta; Diptera; Drosophilidae.